Molecule: messenger RNA, 1005 nt
Organism: Soboliphyme baturini
Lineage: Eukaryota; Metazoa; Nematoda; Enoplea; Dioctophymatida; Soboliphymatidae
Source: the annotation of a GenBank genome assembly
AUGUUCAGAAAAUAUCCGGAGUUGGAGGUGAAAUUUUUCGACAUGACCCUCGACAAUCCGAUCGGCUUGGCUGCCGGCUUCGACAAAGACGCGGAAGCAGUUAGUGGCUUGACGAAAGCUGGUUUCGGCUUCGUGGAAGUAGGUACUGUAACUCCACUUCCUCAAGUAGGAAAUCCUCAGCCGCGAAUAUUCCGUUUGACGGAAGAUCACGCGGUGAUAAACCGUUGUGGCUUCAACAACGCCGGCUAUGAACAUGUGGCAGAGAACCUCCGGCGAUUUUGGGCUUCUUCUUCACUUUCGAAGGUCAGCCGUAAUGGUAUCAGCACGGCGGUUUGUGUAGGCGUAAGUUUGGGAAAGAACCGCGACUCGACGGACUUUGUCUCUGAUUACUGUUCCGGUCUGGAGAAAUUCGACUCGCUCGCCGAUUACUUCGUCCUCAACGUCUCCAGCCCAAAUACCUAUGGUCUCAGAAAUUUACAGUAUAAAAAAGAUCUACAGGUGCUGCUUAAGGCCGCUGCGAAGGUGCGCGCGGCGAAUCCCGUGUUGCAACAGAAGCCAGUUCUGCUGAAGGUAUCUCCGGAUCUGACUGAAGCGGAGAAGAAGGAUAUAGCUGCGCUGUGCUUGGACAAACGCAGUAGUAUCGACGGUCUCAUCAUCAGCAACACGACCAUCUCGAGACCAGCAACCUUGAGAAGUGGACUGUCUGGUGAAUUAGGAGGACUCAGCGGUGCUCCUUUGAAGUAUUUGGCUCUGCAAUGUGUACGGGACUUUUAUCGACUGACCAAAGGUAAAGUACCAAUUAUCGGCUGUGGUGGAAUCGAAAGCGGCAAGGAUGCGUAUGAUUUCAUAAAGGCCGGCGCUUCACUCGUCCAGCUCUACACUGCCAUCGUCUAUAACGGUUUUCCGGUGGUGGGUACCGUAAAACGCGAGCUGUCCGAACUGUUGAAGCAAGACGGGUUCUCGCGUGUUGAAGAUGCCGUUGGUACCUAUUCGAAAGGACCUUAA